Molecule: messenger RNA, 1833 nt
Organism: Mytilus californianus (California mussel)
Lineage: Eukaryota; Metazoa; Mollusca; Bivalvia; Mytilida; Mytilidae
Exons: 1
Coding region: 377-1528 (383 amino acids)
Source: RefSeq, a predicted model, not a curated record
CAAAAGCAUAAAACCUUAAAUUCUCGUCAAACAGAAGAAGAAAUUUAUACGAUCAGAUACAGAAAAUAUAUACUCUACUAAUGUUUGUAUUGCAUUAGUAUUUAUAUCUGGAAAUUUAUUGUUCCUUGGAAUCAAUAUAAUGAACAAUUCUGUGUGAUAACAAUACUAACAAUGCUAUUGUCACUUUAAGUGAUUCGAACGAAAACAAACAGCAAUCGUUUCUACAACAAGGUGCUCGUAUAAGACAUGAUGAUUGCGUUACUGAUGGAAUCAAUACGAUAAGGCGAUUUUUUUGGAGAGGAGAAUUAUUGAAAGUAUACCAAGAGGUCAAACAGAGUUUUGUACUAGGAAUUGGACUUGGUUCAGGAGUGAAAAAAUGAAAAAUUCUCUGUUAUUAAAUAAUUUUGUCCAAGAACGUCCAAAAACGGCUCAUUCAAAACAAUCAAGACCGGGAACUAUUAACAGUAGUAGAAGUAAGAAGGAUCAAAUUGGUCGUUCUCUUUCGAGGCUUUCAUCUGAAUUUCAGUCACCUCGAGAUACAUCGUCAAGACUUGGAUAUAAAGAGAGGCAAAAGAUAUUACAAGACGGAGGGCGUGAAAGUGUCUGUUCUCAAAUUUAUUCUGAUGAGGAUAUAUCUGACUCAGAUCUGGAAGAGGACGAUUAUGUUGACAACAAAUUUGGAAACAAAGCCAACAACUACUGGUCAAGUUUAGAUGAUUCUAUAAAACGGAUUAAUGAUGACAGUGAUAAACUUGCAUUAAAACCUCGUCCUAAUUUUAAAUCGAGUGGUGAUUUUAAAGAUGUUAUGACAGAAAUGUCGGGAAAUACUGAAUACGGAGUAUCUAAGGGUUAUACAUUGUUGAAAGAAAAAAUCAGCCGACUGACUAAUGUUUCGUCUAUAACAGCAUUAGCUUUAUUUCAGGCUACAAAACAAGACAGUGACCAGGAUGAAACAGACAGUAAGAAAAAUGAAAGCGAAAGUGAAGAUGAAUUACAAGAAGAAAUUGUUAGAGAAACCCGGGAAAAAGAAUUAGUAUCGUCAGUAGGUGGUGCAAAGAGAUCUUGGCGCGUCUUGAAAACCCAUGUGAAAGAAACUGCAGUAGAACACCGAACAACGAGUGUAAAAAUGAAUUGGGAGGCUGUAAGGCACCACGUUUCUGGAAUAACAGAUUUAGAUAAAGCACGAAUAGAUUUGUAUCAACGAUAUGGAUUUUUACCAACUGUCCAAGAGGACGGAUCGAAAGUGUGUAAAAAUGUUAUGUGGCUGAAUCGCACACGUGCUAGAAUAAUGGAAAAUCAGAAUGAAAAUUUGAUAAGAGGCAAACUAAGAGCUCAAAGUGCAAGACCUUUUACGGUUCAAAAUUCAGACAGGUAUAGAAGUUUGUCCGGAAGCAGUUUUUCAAAUGGCUAUUCUAGGCCAGCUUCUAGUAAGAUUUCAGAUGUUUCUAAGAUUAGAAUUAGACCUAUGUCAGAAAAGGUAACACGAUCUCGUUUGCGACCGUCAUCAGUGAAACCUCCACACUUAUGAUUAAUUUUACUUGUUAUUUAUAUCAUUUCUUACUUUUACAAUUUAUGCAAUACACAUUUACCUGCAUUUAUCAUGAUCUAAAUGUACACGUACUUCUAGUAUCCUUAUAAUGUAUAACAAAACUAAAAAGGCAUUUAAGUUCUAAAAUUUAAUUGUAAUGUUUUUAUCAUUGUUUUAUUAUUAAUGAACUAUUUAUACAGUGCUUAUUUAUUAAUAUUACAAGAUUAAUUUAUUACUUUAUUGUAUUUUUACAAAUAGUCGGUCAUACCUUUUUAUGUAAUUAAAAAGACCAAAAUCAUACAACA